UCUAAUCAAAACAAUAAAAAGAACAAGACAUUUUUGUGUACGAAAAUUGAUCAGCUUUUUGUGCGCUCCAAAAAUGGCCUUGGAGUCCGGCAGCAGCAGCUCGGAAUCGGGCAGCUCCUCCACCAGCGGAUCCACCAGCUGUUCGGAGACGGGCAGCAGUUCGGACACGGAUUCUAGCAGUGCGACGCCGGAGGAGAAGCCAUCCGCGAACUCCUCGUCGAAACCGCAGACGCAAACACAACAACAAACGAGUUCCGGAAAUGCACCGAGAAAAAAGCCAGCUCCUCCGGCGGCGGAGGAGAAGUCCAAGGCAAAUGCAGCAUCCUCAAGCAGAAAAGUGACCAAUCCGGCGAAAAGUAGACUCUCCAGCGACGACGACGAGGAGGAGGAUGAGGACGGGGACUCAGCGCCGCCGGCCAAGAAGAAUGCCCGUUCCCUGGGCAGUUCCACGGUCACAGCGGCUGCUGCCGCCACGGCGGCCAAAAGAAAACCUCCUGCUUCCGGCAACAAGCAACCAUCCAGCAGCAAUCCAGCCAACAAACCCAGCAAUCCGCCCCAGCGAGCGACAACAAACAACAACAACAACAAUCGAUCCCUGGAGAAUGGCGAAGGCAAGCGACCCUCGCUAUCCUCCUCAUCCAACAGCACGGAUGACUCAAUGAAAAUUGUAAAGAACGGUCGCAAAGUUCCCCUGAAAAUGGCCAGCGCGGUGAGGUCAAAACAAAUCAGAGGCAAACUGCCGCCAGCAAAGAAAAACGGAGGAGGACCCGUGAUCAGCAGUGACGGAAGUUCGGGCUCCGAAAGUGCCUCAAAUUCGGGCGAUGAUUCCAGCUCAGGAAGCGACUCGGAGGGCACUGAUUCCAGCAAUUCCUACAGCUCGCAGCCAGUGAAAGGAGCAGCCAAAGGUAAACAAGGCAAACGAGCCGGAGCACCAAAAAUCCAGAAUUCUGACAGCGAAGAGGAGCGAAAAGACAAGGCCAAUCCCAUGAGGAAACUGACGCGAUCGCUCAGCAUGCGAAGGACCAAACAGCAGCCCAAACAGGACUCCGAUUCCGAAUCAGAUGGAGAUCUAGAUGAUGACAAAAUUCCAAUCUCCAAAAGUCCCGCCAAAAAGCCAGCACCCUCGAAUUUAAACGCCACCAAAAGCAAAGUGAAAAGAGAAUCCAUUGGAAUUAGCAGUGGAGUCCUGAGCUCGAUUAAAUCUCGACCCGUCUCACCAAUAACCCAGACGGAGAAGAAGUGUCCUAUCGAGGGGUGCGACUCAUCCGGACACUUGAGUGGCAAUUUGGACAAACACUUCCUGCCGGAGGCGUGUCCCAUUUACCACAACAUGUCCGCCUCCGAGUGCAAAGAGCGGGCUAAUGAAAGAAAACUGCGCAAUGAACAGCGCCUUAAGAUGCCCGUGAAUAUUGUGACGGCACCGGGUAAUCAGCACACCAAUCUCAAGACCCUCUCGCCCGAGCAGCGUGAAUUUCUGGCCAAGAUUCGCGAGUCCAGGGCUAACUUUAGGCCUGCCAAUAACAAUUUUCUAGACUCGAAGGUUAAGCUGGAAAAAGACGUCACGGACGAGGAUCGUGAACCGAAUCUGUCCGGCCUGGUGCCCGACUACGAUUUGCAAUUGUUCCGGGAAGCGCAAGCUCAGGCCUCUGAGAGGAUAGAAGACGAACUUAAGGACCUGCCUGUGGGAAAGGGAAUCAAAUAUAUCAGCAUGGGCAAGUACAAGAUGAAGGUGUGGUACCAAUCACCUUAUCCGGACGAUGCUGCCCGCCUGCCCAAAAUGUACAUCUGCGAGUUCUGCCUGCGCUAUCAAAAAUCGGAGACGGGCAUCAAGCGGCACGCCGAGAAGUGCGUCUGGCGGCAUCCGCCGGGCGAUGAGAUAUACCGCAAGGGCAAAUUACAGGUGUGGCAGGUGGAUGGGAAGCGUUACAAGCAAUAUUGCCAGCAUCUGUGUCUGCUGGCCAAGUUCUUCCUGGAUCACAAAACGCUCUACUACGAUGUGGAGCCCUUCCUUUUUUACAUCAUGACGCUGGCGGAUGUGGAUGGAUGCCAUAUUGUCGGUUAUUUUAGCAAGCAUAUUCCCUUUCUGCAGGAGAAGAAUUCGUUUUACAAUGUUUCGUGUAUUUUAACAUUGCCGCCAUAUCAGAGAAAAGGUUACGGGAGAUUACUCAUCGAUUUCAGCUAUCUGCUGACCCGUGUGGAGGGAAAAAUAGGCUCGCCGGAGAAACCUUUAUCCGAUCUCGGCCUGAUCUCGUACCGCUCUUACUGGAAGGAUGUUCUUUUGGACUACCUGUGCAAUCGGUCGGGAAACACGCUCACCAUUAAGGAUGUUUCACAGGAAAUGGCGAUCUACUCAUACGACAUUGUGAGCACUCUUCAAGCUUUAGGCAUGAUGAAGUACUGGAAAGGGAAGCACAUAGUCCUCAAAAAACAGGAUGUCCUGGAUGAGUACGAAGAGAGGGUAAAACGAAGAGGCACCUUCCCCAAAAUAGACGACUCCUGUUUAAGAUGGCAGCCUUUCAUCAAUGUCCAACCAAGUGCAUCUCCAUAGCCACGUGGUUGGAAGCAUGCUAGAGCAUGCUUUGCGGACGCCGAUGACGAGGACGAAUCUUUGGCCCCGAAUUCCUGAUUUCUGAGAUUUUAUUUUUGGGUAGAGACUUCUUAAUAGACAAAUCUUCAAUCCUCGCCAAUCUUAGUAAUACCCUACAUUUUGGUGACCAAGAGAGGCAGUAUAAAUAAUAUUACCAUGUAGUCCAAUCAUCAUUAUUUGCAUUUAUCUCAACCGAUAUUUGCCUUAAUGUAAAGUAAUUAUUGCAAAGACAUAUUUUAAACCAUGGGUAUAUUUAAAUUUACAACGAUUGAAGGAUUGUGUUUUAGGAGCUUUAUCUUAAUUUUUAUUAUUCGUUUGUAGAUCAUAAGGCCAGCCUAUAGUAUUUGUACGUGUCUGUGUCUGUACUUGUUGGUAGUUAAGAAUUGUAAUAAUUAGUGAACAUAAGUUACAUAGUGAAAUUCUCAAAACAAAAAAAAAAAAAACAAAAAAAGAUAAGAAAAA
This is a messenger RNA of Drosophila elegans, 3049 nucleotides long. RefSeq names its product histone acetyltransferase KAT7 (gene chm). Gene Ontology annotation, cellular component: nucleus. NCBI's taxonomy places the organism in Eukaryota, Metazoa, Arthropoda, Insecta, Diptera, Drosophilidae. The transcript has 8 exons. Gene Ontology annotation, biological process: regulation of DNA-templated transcription. Bases 74 to 2548 code for a protein of 824 amino acids. Gene Ontology annotation, molecular function: histone acetyltransferase activity; zinc ion binding. The record is from RefSeq and is a predicted model, not a curated record.